AUGACUACUCGGAUCGCUCCCGGCGUGGGAGCGAACCUCCUCGGCCAGCACGCUGCCGAGAGGAACCAGGACGCAACUGUGUACGUCGGAAACCUCGACCCCCAGGUAUUACUUCUUGCUCACCUCCGCAUGGCCGAAUCUUCUCGAGCUUCCUCAUUUCUAGGGUUUACGGUGGCUCCUUUGCUAUCCGUGUGGUCCUGGUACUUGGAAUGGCUGAACUGGUCGUCCCGCUUCUCGUCCUGGCGCCGGCUUCAUGCUUGGUCUUCUCGCCCUGGUGACGCGGUCGGGGAAUCUCAGUUCUCUCGUUUACUCCGAACGCUAAUGCUUCAGAGAAAUGUUUCGUGGAAAUCAUGAUGCUACUAGUGUGAAAAGACAUGGAAAUGCUGCCAUUUUACCCCUUACAGCGGGUGAUACAGGCUGAUGUAGGAUAUAGCACCUUACGAUUGGUGGCCCGUUUCUCUUAGUAAGUAGCAUAUUGAAAAAUGUCGAGGGAAAUUUAAUGGUAAUUGGAUAGUCUUUUCAAUGAUUGGGAACCAUAUCGGGAGUACGGCUCAAAAACCUAAAUUAAUUUAUUUUUUGCAAGUUUUUGAUUACGUGGUAUUCGAUUUUUCCGUUGAUUUAUUGUAAUCUUUCGCUAUCCCAUUGCAGGUUUCCGAGGAACUAUUAUGGGAGUUAUUUGUGCAAGCAGGACCUGUUGGUAAGCUCUAACACUCUCUUAAUCCUUAGGCACAGGCUCCCGUUACUGAAAAUAUUAUCUGGAGCCAUUAGAAACGAGAGCGUCCGUGUAUAUAUGCACGUGUGUAAACCCUGGUCUUUUUUAUCCGGGAUAAUAGAGGAACUUGACUGAAUAGAGUAGGACCACGUGACUUAUUUGUGCCCCUGAACAUUCCACGCAAACACUUUUUUGUUUCCUAAAAAAAUUUAAACACUUUUAUUGCAGUAAAUGUCUAUGUGCCGAAGGAUAGAGUAACAAAUCUUCAUCAAGGAUAUGGGUUCGUUGAAUUCCGGAGUGAAGAAGAUGCUGACUACGUGGGUAUAAUCAACCAUGAAAUUGCCUUUUUGGCACACUGUGACGCUUCAAAAUCCUUUGUGAUAAUUUUCUUGUGACUAGACGGCAGUUGUCAACUCACCUGUGACGGUAUCUCAUUUCUCGCAGGCAAUCAAAAUUCUAAACAUGAUCAAGCUUUAUGGAAAGCCAAUACGGGUGAAUAAGGUGUGUUAUACAUUUCCAUGUUAAUAUAGUUAUUUUGGUCCGCCAUAUAUUUUUCAUGCUUCAUUUACUUUCCCUGGAACUCAUUUUUCUAUCAUCUUCCAUUUUCAAGAGCGUAGUAGAAUCAUGAUGUGGAUAUCCUUGUGUUUUCAUUUACCUUGUCCAAUUUUUGAGAUGUCGUUCUUCGGUGUUCCUGCUCGAAUGAAUGAAGAUGUAUGGGUCUUUCGUAGUUGAGUGUUUUUCAUGCGAUUUUUGUUUGCCUUUGAUUUCAUCAUCACUUCAAUGUUCAAACAGUGCUCACUGCAAGUAGAUGAAUGUUGCAUUGUUUGAAAAAUCAUUACAUACUACGUUUUCCUCAGUGUGUGCUGCCUAAACUUCUGAAUGCUUCAUACAAGCUGCAUUCAUGAAUAUAAUUGAUCGCCUCAUGUUUUCAUUCAAAGUCUAUUUCAUCAUUUUCACUUUUCUUACUGAUCAAUUUUGCAGUUUCUUUGGAAUGAAUUCGUUGAUAUCUUGCUUCUAUUGUAGGCUUCACAAGAUAAGAAGAGUUUGGACGUAGGGGCAAAUCUUUUCGUAGGGAACCUUGAUCCGGUAUAUACGUCUUUCAAUUCUCUCUCUCUCUCUCCCCACCAACCCACUCAAUUUUCCCCCCUUAUUCCUUUUCGUGCACAAACUCGCAGAAAGAAAACUGCUCACAAUUCAGGAAAAUGUCACAGUCAAAUACAUGUGCAACCCUGAUAUUGAGUAUUUUAUUGCUAUUUAUUUACAGGAUGUGGAUGAAAAGCUCCUCUACGAUACCUUCAGUGCAUUUGGUGUCAUCGUUAGCAAUCCAAAGGUAAUUAUUAUGCUUCUAUCCUGGCGUGUUUUACUUCCUUGUGCUCAUCCACACAAUAUUUCUAGUGUGGACACAAUCAUCUUAAACUAAUACUACUGACGGUUCAUCCUUUACAAAACCGUGCUGCAUUCUGAGAAGUAUUUUCUUUCUUGUUUAUUAGUUUACGCAUAAUCUUUUUCAGUUCUUCUGCUUAUCCUAAUUUAAGAUAUUUUUCUACUCAUGCAGAUAAUGAGGGACCCUGAAACUGGUAACUCCCGAGGUUUUGGUUUCAUCAGUUAUGACUCUUUUGAGGCCUCUGAUGCUGCAAUAGAGGUAGGCGCUUGUUUACUCUAAGCUCAAUUUUUACAGAUCAUUCUGCUGAUUACUUAAUUAAUACUAUAUAUAUCCCAUUAUUUUUUUAUGUUUCUUCUGUUCUUUCCUUUCGUUCUUGUAGGCCAUGAAUGGGCAGUACCUGUGCAAUAGACAGAUCACGGUUUCAUAUGCUUAUAAGAAAGACACAAAGGGGGAGCGUCAUGGUACUCCAGCAGGUCUGUUCCUUAAAACUUUCAAAAGAAAAAAAACCCCAAUUUUUCUCUAAACCCUCAACCUAAUUUUAGAUAUCUAUGUAUUAUUUAUAUCACUGAGAGCAUAUAUAUUGAAAACUGAACAAUUUAAAUAUAUUUGAAUUCAAUGAGAGGUUUGAGAUGUUCUGCAAUCUCAUCAUAGCCUGAUGCAUGUGUGAAACUCUCAAUACCCAUUUCUCCUUUUCCUCGAAAGAGUACGGAUUUUUGCUAACUUUAGAAGUAAUUUUCUUCUUACUUGUUUGCAAUUCCCAGAGCGGGUUCUUGCUGCAAGCAACCCAGGAGUGCAGAAGAGCCGGCCCCACACGUUGUUCGCCAGUGGGCCGCCUACUCUGCCCAAUGGAGGACCUGCAGGCGGUCCAAUGGGUGCGCCGGGCCCUCCCAGGCCAUUUUCCAAUGGCCCGAUGCAUCCAUCUCCUCUGCCACCGGUUCGGCCGCCUCCCCCUCAGGCCGGGGUCUACGCCACCAUGCAGAUGGCAGCACAGCCACCAUGGCCGGGGCAGCCACAGCAGCAAGUUCAACCACAUCCCGCCAUGGCACCAAUGCCACACCAACAGUUCAGACCGCCGCCGCCGCCGCAAGGUAUGAUGCCGCUGCCUCAGGGAAUGAUGCCGAGGCCACCACCCCCUCCGGCAGGAGGUGGUCUGCCACAACCCAUGUGGAGGCCAAUGCCACCACCGCAGCAAAUGAAUGGAAGGCCCAUGCCCCCCCCGCCACCCAUGCCCAUGAUGCCAAAUAUGCCCCCACCGCCGCCAGCCUCCACAUAA
Messenger RNA from Spirodela intermedia, 3369 nucleotides. Lineage: Eukaryota; Viridiplantae; Streptophyta; Magnoliopsida; Alismatales; Araceae. The record is from the annotation of a GenBank genome assembly.